Molecule: messenger RNA, 5183 nt
Organism: Amphibalanus amphitrite
Lineage: Eukaryota; Metazoa; Arthropoda; Thecostraca; Balanomorpha; Balanidae
Product: zinc finger protein Gfi-1-like
Exons: 8
Coding region: 373-2544 (723 amino acids)
Biological process (GO): regulation of transcription by RNA polymerase II
Molecular function (GO): DNA-binding transcription factor activity; RNA polymerase II cis-regulatory region sequence-specific DNA binding
Source: RefSeq, a predicted model, not a curated record
GGUAAGAAAUUAUCGGUGUUAAUUCUUUUCAAUACAAACAAUUUUUUGGCAUAUCGACUAUUUUCGAUGUUCAAAACUUAAAAAAUUAAAUAAUUACACACAUAUGUUCCAUUUUACUUAGCUUUGUAGCUUUCUUUUGAUAAGAUACAUUCUCUAUCUUCCCCUCCCUUCUGCUAGUUUCCUGUCAACAACCGAAACAGCAGAAACAACGGCGGGGUUCAGGUUCAUUGGCGCUAUUUUCUACAAUUUUUCCUAUUUUUUGCUUAGUUUCCUUUGAUAUUUUUGGCUCAGUUAUUUUCAGGAAUAAGUGGAAUUAGGACUUGUUGCUACCAUUUUAAGGAAUUCUUUUAGCGAUCAGUUUUGGUGGCAGUGAUGGUCCAAAGGCUCGCUCAGAAAUCGGCGUUAGACCUGUUGUGUGAGGUUGCGCUGGCGCCUGGAGACGCAAUAGUCUCCGAACUUUUGGCCAAUGACCUCAGGAUUGAAAAGGAAAAGGCGGCCAAGCGUUCCGGUAAUGGCGUACUGGACCUGGACGAGAUUCUCCAGCUCACGCCCAAACAGUUAGUGAAACACUUCACCCACUUUGAGUCCAACGAGCUGAAGCGGACGUUCAAGCACACGUGUCGUCUGGUGCCGUCCGAGUGCCAGUACGAGACCACCAGCUUCGGCAGCGAGGACAAGUCGCUGCGUGAGAUCAAACGGCAUCUGCAGGAGCACCUGGAACAACUCAAGACAGAGAGCACGGGCCGUAUAAUAUUCACGGCUGAAACUACUGUGCCUAUACCACGGAGGGUUAUCGAGUCGCGCCAAGGCAAAAAAUCACCGGUCGAGGCCUCUCGUGAAAAGCGGUCUUACAUUGCUCACGAGCUUGUUCCCCAAGCACCUGAAGCCCCCGACAAUCAUGCUGCUAGCCCAGAACGGGCAUAUGCUCAACGAUCGUCGCCGUCGGAGAGGCCGUCGAAACGAACUCCGACAAGGCCCAAGAAGCGCCCGGUGGAGUCGCCGCCGCCGGCACUGGUCAGUCCUCCGGAGCGGUCCCAGUCCCGCCGGAGACGCACCAUCGAACCGCCGCCGCCGCCGGCGGCGGUCCAGCCUCCGGCCGUGUCCCCGGCGCCUCCUCCUCCGGCGCCGCCGUCUCCGCCGCGAGAGCAGCUCCGCGAGCACGACUACGCGCGGGACUCCGCACUGGAGUCCUCCGCUGGCCCCUCGGCGGACUCUGCGCCGACACCGCCGGAGCCGUCCGUCAACCCAGCUGAGAGCGAGGCGCCCACGGGUGCUGGCACAGCCAGUCAGAAUCACUCGGCGGUCCCGUUUGAGUCUGACCUAGCUCUGCUUGGUCUCAUGGAGCGGGAAGUGAUUGGACCGGGCUCCGACGACGGCCUCGGCGGCGGUGACAGUGCCGAGAGCAGCGACGGCGUGCCGCUGGUGGGCGCCGAACAGGUGAUCCGCGGCGGCGUGAUGCGCUCCGCGGACCUGCCGGUCAUCAUGGAGGGCGGCUCGGCGACCGUCAGCGGCCUGCGCCGCUACACCCGCGUGGUGGAGCGCGACGAGUAUAAGCAGCACCGGAAGCCCAAGGGGCUGGCCAAGUUCAUCAGCCAGUCGGAGGAGGACAAGGAGAAGGCGCGACAGGCGCUGAUCGAGAUGCGCCUCCGGCCCAGCAUGUGCAACAACUACGUGAACUACGUGUGCCGCGUGUGCUUCCCGCCGCAGCGCUUCACGGCCCUGUCCUCGCUACAGUCGCACUACAAAUGCCACCUAGGCAUCAAGGACUUCUCCUGCAAGCUGUGCCACAAGUCUUUCACUCGAAAGACGUCGCUCGACUGCCACAUGCUGAUCCACGAGCACAAGACGCGGUUCCGCUGCAGCACUUGUGGCCACGAGUUCCGACAAAAGUCGCACUACACCGAGCACCUGCGUCGACACACCGGCGAGACGCCCUACAUGUGCUCCGUCUGCGGCCGGGGUUUCAAGGCGAAGAACUCGUACCGUCGCCACCUGGAGUCGAAGCACGGCCAGCGUCUGACCAACAGCGGCAACAUCGUCAUCCUGUCCGAUGACGAGCACCGCCGGCUGCUGGAGCGCUCCCACCAGGAGAACCGAUCCAGGAGGCCGAGGGCCCGGCCUCGUUCGGACGACUCUCAAGCGCCGCCCAGUCCGAGCAAGAUGGGCUUCUCGUACGUGGACGUCGUGGUGCGUCAGUCGACGGGCCGUGUGGAGUACAUGUCUAACGUGGAGAGCAUCGUGCCGCCGCCGGGCCGUGACGUGCUGGAGCAGGUGGUGGACGCCACGGUGGCUGACGGACCGGGGGAGAAGCCGACGCUGGCAGAGCAGCUUCUGGACCCGCUGCCGCCGCUGGAGAUCCUGCCGCCGCUGCAGGACUGGGAGAGAGAGCUCACCCCCCUGGAUAAGUUCACCCCUGGCGCACCCUCGGUCGCCAAUGAUCGGGUGCAAAGGCCGCGAAUCAAUCUGACCAGCUCUCUUGGCAAGUACAACGUGUUCUACUCGUCGGGCAAUGUGUCCAACAAUGUGCGUGUCGUCCAAAAGUGAGUGGGCGACAGCGCCGUGCGGGGUGGGAGGCACCCCCACCUAGGAAGCGUCCAUGUCUGAUAGACUACAUCAGCUGCGCGUGGUACUGUCGGGGGCAAAGACAAUCCCCGUCGAGAAAGCUGAGUUGAAGUUGGAGACGAAACGGGAAACGUGUACAUUUUGAGGGUCGUAGAGCUUGAUGGAGAGAUUAGACGAGUAUCAAAUCAUGUAGCCAGUAUGCGGUGAUUUCGCGUAGCCAUUGUGUGUGAGAGUAUCGUGUUCUUCAUGAAGAGUCUUGCAGUUCUCUUUUGAUAAUCAUUCGUUUUAGGCGUUCUGGCUCGCCUGCGUCGACCACAAAGCCACCCUUCAGACCCCUCGAAUCGACGCGCUGGUUGAUGCUUCAUAGGCCACUGAAUUUUUGGCCAAGAUGCGUUAUAUCGCAAUGUGUGCCAAAUUACUGGAGUGUUGGGCCGGUGGCGCUUUUCAGGCUGGCUGGCCAUAUGAUGCACAUGGGCAUGAUGCAGACUCCAUCUGCCAUUGUUAGGUGUGUUGCCGAUUCAUUCACUGAUUCGUUCAUCAAUUCAUUCAUUCACUUAUUUAUGCUCACCUUCAUUCAUUCAUUCGCUUCAAUUCGCUCUAUAUUAUUUCUGCAGAUGUCAUCGUCUUAUUUUAUGCAAAGAGCAAUGGAGGUCUUAUUAGUUUUUCUCCGUCCUAGGAGACCUUUUAAUUUUCAAAUGUCUGACAAUGAACGUUCAACAUUUCAAAUGUCUCUAUAAUUGUCUCGCGACCUUAAUUUUUUGGCUAAUGACCUUUGCCGUCGAUUGUAGGUCAGACGUCAAAAAUAUUUUCAUUGCACAAGCAUGAAUGCUCGUUUUUAUUUCAAUAUAUUGUGAAAAUGAAGAAGGCGUCUCAUGUUGCAGUUCGCAACAUUUCAUGAAAAUAUUUUUAUGUCGUUACGGUUACGUAAAUGUAGAUUUACACUUCGAAUCGUUACAAUUCCUAUUAUUCUGAGUAACGUAACAUCGACUUAUCGUUCCUCACGUCACGUUGUAAUCGCAGCAUAGCAUUAAUUAAAGUAAACGAUGACUUUAAAUAUUGCUUAAACUUGUUGCUGAACAACCAUGAGUCGUACACCGGUUCCCACUCCGAGAAGAGGAGACAGAGUGAGACGCGCUCCAGUUCGUUAUGGUUUCGAAGACGACGAACGGGAGAGCAUCAAUGAAGCCGGGGCCAUGAGUGUUUGCUCAUCAGUCUCGAUGUCGUCGAAAGCUUCAUCACGCAAGCCACGCACUGUCUUGUGACGCUCGGUCCGUGAACACGUACCACCACCGUCUUCAUCAGCAUAACUUUACGAUCGGCGUUCACCGUGCCCACUACCGCUGUCGUCUGCGGCUUGGUGUGUAGCAGAGCGUGAUGUUUUUCUUUGCAGCCGUCGACGCCACAUGGCAGUUGUCUAUGACACUGCUGCGUGCGAUGUGACGUACUCAAACACCGCACACAGACGCUGUUUGACUCGGUCCACUUCCAUCUCCGGUCACCGGUCAGCUCUUGGAAAGCUUUGCAGCGCGAAAUCCAAUGGGGCUGCUUACAAAAGUAGCACGAGACCUGCACUCGACUCCGUGUUCCUUGCCCACUGGGACUGGUUGCGUCUGUCGCGGCCACACGACCCACUUCAGCAGCGCUGUCCAUCGCGUAACUCUGCCUUACUUUUCUGGGUAGUGGGCGUGGCUUUGCCGAGCUCAGCGCGAACGGCGCUGAAUUGCCGGUCUUGAGCGUGCUCCUCCAGAAAGUCACAGAAGGUGCGGCAGGUGACGUCACCGUGUUCGUCCGCAUGCUGUCUUCCGUAUGAGCCCCAUGCAUGCUGACUGUCCAGAGGCAGCUUCUCUACGAGCAGGCUGAUCGUUCGAAAGUUGUUCAUUUCGUUUUCGCUUCCCAUCGAUUCGAGGACUGCUAUCGCGUUGUAUACCUCUGUGCUGAAGCGAGCGAGUUCUUCGACAUCCAUGACACUCAUUUUUGAUCGUUCUAGGAGUUUUCUCGUUACAGCUUGAGUUACGCGCAGUUUGUUUCCGAAUCUGGAAUCUAAGACGUGUAGAAUGCGCGUCAGAGAGACUCCAGCCAGGAGGGCACCGUGCACGGCAUUAAAUGCCUCCCCUUUCAGCCUCUCUUUGAGGUGAGACACGAUCUUGGCUUCGGAAAAUAGGCCGCUUUCCAGUGCCUCGUUGACUUGCCGUUUGAACAGUGGGUAGUGUGCCACAUCACCGUCAAAACACAGUACAUCUAACUUAGGAGCCUCAGUAAUCGUGAUAUUCACAGGCUUGUUGGCUUGUUGGCUCUGACACUAAUCGAGAGUGAUUUGGCAGAAGAACUGGGACUUGACACGAAGCCGGACAAGAUGAGAAUUAGGACGAUGACCGGCGUCACAGAGCACGAAGUUGGAAAACUCGACCUUCUCGUCAGCAGCGUCGAAACAGGAAACGAGUUUGAGCUGAAGGAUGCCGUAGCCAUCAACAAGCUGGAACUGAGCAGAAGCCCAGUGACUAUGACGGAACAUCAAGGAAUCAAGACGCACACGUAAGGAUCAUGGCUCGGACUGUAAUGCCGGGCGUGUACAAAACGUCUGUAAUAUGAUACAAUAUAAUAUGAUUUGCGGCCAUCAAAAA